Poecilia reticulata (guppy) is the source of this 2241-nucleotide messenger RNA. Lineage: Eukaryota; Metazoa; Chordata; Actinopteri; Cyprinodontiformes; Poeciliidae. The record is from RefSeq and is a predicted model, not a curated record.
UUCUCGUGUUUGUUUAGGCUGACCUGUGAACCUUGCGCGGGCCCCUGUCCUAAAGCAUGCCAGGGAAAUAAAACGAUUGACUCUGUAACUUCGGCCCAGGCGCUAAGAGGAUGCACCGUCAUCGAGGGCAACAUGGUCAUCAAGAUCCGAGGAGGAACGAACAUMGCGGCCGAGCUGGAGGCCAGCCUUGGACAGAUCGAGGUCAUCAAAGGUUACCUGAGUAUUCGCAGAGCCUACGCGUUGGUCUCCCUCUCCUUCCUGCGAAAGCUACAUACCAUUAAGGGAGAGCAACUUGAAGCAGAUAGCUACGCCUUUUACGCGCUCGACAACCAGAACCUCCGCCAGCUGUGGGAUUGGUCCAAGCACAACCUGACGAUUGAGCGAGGCCGCACGUUCUUCCACUUCAACUCUAAGCUCUGCAUGUCGGAAAUCAGAAAGCUGGAGGAGGUGACGGGAACCAAGGAGCGCAACCAGAAGAACGACAUUGCAGCUCGCACCAACGGAGACCAGGCCUCCUGUGAGAUGCAGCUGCUGAACUUCACGUCUGUCAAGGUCAGGUACAACAUGAUCAUCCUGAAGUGGAAUUCGUUUUGGCCGUCGGACUACAGAGACCUGCUGGGAUUUAUGGUUCUCUACAAAGAGGCCCCGUACAAGAAUGUGACGGAGUUCGACGGACAGGAUGCGUGCGGCUCAAACAGCUGGGUGAUUGCUGACGUUGACCCGCCGCCCCGCGCCAACCAGGAAGAUCCAGGCUACCUCAUCCGGUCGUUGAAACCCUGGACCCAGUAUGCCAUCAUGGUGAGAACCCAGCUGUCUGCGUCCGACGAGCAUCAGGUUCAUGGAGCCAAGAGUAACAUCAUGUAUGUUCGCACGGACGCCUCAAAGCCCUCUGGACCUCUGGACCCCAUCUCAUCCUCGAACUCCUCAUCUCAGAUCAUCUUGAAGUGGAAGCCUCCCACCAGCCCCAACGGCAACAUCACCCACUAUCGGGUCAUCUGUCACAAGCAGGAGGAGGACAGUGACCUCUACAAGUUUGACUACUGCCUGCAAGGAAUGAAGCUGCCGUCCCGCACCCCGACCCACCUCGACAGCGAAGACGAGCAGAAGUGGAACCGAACAGAGGAGCCCAACUCGGGGGGCGGGUGCUGCACUUGCCCAAAGACGAAAAUGGAGAUCGAGAAGCAGCAGAAGGAGAUAGCGUACCGCAAGACCUUUGAGGAUUACCUCCAUAAUGUCGUGUUUGAGAGCAAACAAAGUCGUCCACGACGCUCUGUGGAGAAUCCUGAGCCCGUCGACUCCACUCACUUUUACUCCACAAUGUCCAGUCUGCAAACCACCACUGCCUCGUACAAGGAAGAAGAGAAGGACGAUAAGGUGGUGGAAAAUGUGUUUGGAAGGGAGUCAACGGUCAUAUCCAACCUGCAGCACUUCACCAGCUAUAAGAUAGAGAUCAUAGCCUGCAACCAUCCYRCUGACACCAGCCGCUGCAGCAUGGCCACCUACGUCAGCGCCCGGACCAUGCCGGAGUUAAAAGCAGACGACAUCCCGGGCCCGGUGACCCAUGAGAUUAUGAACGAAGAACCUCCCCAUGUGCUUGUGAAGUGGCACGAGCCUCCAUCGCCUAACGGCCUCAUCAUCCUUUAUGAGGUGUUCUACCGCAAGGUUGGAGACACGGAGCCCCACUCAAUUUGCGUGUCACGGCUGAGCUACGAGAAGUUCGGUGGCACAAAGCUCACCCUGCUGCAGCCUGGGAACUACAGCGUGGUCGUCCGGGCUACGUCGUUGGCUGGAAACGGAUCUUUUACAGAAACCACAUACUUCUUCAUGCCCAGCCCUGAUUCAGGCAUAGCUUUGAUUGUUUCCGCUCCAAUCGUCUCCUCCAUCUUGCUGGUGUUCGUGGGAGUCAUCGCCUUUUAUGUCUUCAAGAAAAAGCAAACUGAAGGUCCAUUAGGAGAUCUCAUCACCUCACCAAAUCCUGAAUAUUUCAGCGCCAAUGACAUGUAUGUUCCCGACGAGUGGGAGGUUCCCCGGGAGAAGAUCACGCUGCUCCGGGAGCUGGGUCAGGGCUCCUUCGGCAUGGUGUACGAGGGAAUCGCUCAGGACAUCGUCAAAGGAGAACCGGAGACGCGYGUCGCCGUCAAAACCGUCAACGAAUCGGCCAGCCUGAGGGAGAGGAUCGAGUUCCUGAACGAAGCGUCGGUCAUGAAGGCCUUCAGCUGUCACCACGUGGUUCGUCUGCUU